This is a messenger RNA of Cololabis saira (Pacific saury), 3206 nucleotides long. It is a transcript of the gene mep1bb, whose product is annotated as meprin A subunit beta b. Lineage: Eukaryota; Metazoa; Chordata; Actinopteri; Beloniformes; Belonidae. The transcript has 14 exons. Gene Ontology annotation, molecular function: protein binding; metalloendopeptidase activity; zinc ion binding. Gene Ontology annotation, biological process: proteolysis. The coding region runs from base 53 to 2212 and encodes 719 amino acids. Gene Ontology annotation, cellular component: membrane. The record is from RefSeq and is a predicted model, not a curated record.
CCUGAGUGUGUGUCAGACCUUCAUACUCCCAACAUCAGGGAGAUUCUAAGACAUGGAAGGAAGAAAACCUUCAUGUGGGCUUUUGCUUCAUAUCAUAUGCCUUCUUUGGAGUACUGCCCUGUGCAUGCCCACACCAAAGAUAUUAGUCACAGACUACGAUGUGGACGGUGGACGGGACCGUGACAUUUUUGACAUUAAUGAAGAGGCAGGCUUGAAGCUGGUAGAGGGAGAUAUUGUGCUUGAUGAGAGGCAAACUCGAAAUUCAAUUAUCGGGGAUGAGUACAAGUGGCCAAAGACCAUCCCAUACUACAUGGAAGAUGAUUUAGAGAUCAAUGCAAAAGGUGUGAUUUUAAAGGCCUUUGAGCAGUACCGCCUAAAGACCUGCAUUGACUUCAAGCCAUGGAGCGGGGAAGAACACUACAUUUCCAUCUUUAAAGGGAGCGGCUGUUUCUCUUCUGUCGGUAACCGGCGAGUUGGGAAGCAGAGACUGUCAAUAGGCUCAAACUGUGAUCGUAUCGCCACCAUUGAACACGAGUUCCUUCAUGCGCUGGGCUUCUGGCACGAGCAGUCCAGAUCAGACCGGGAUGAUUAUGUACAAAUCAUGUGGGACCGUAUCUCGGAGGGUAAGGAACACAACUUUAAUACUUACAAUGACACCACCUCCAGCUCUUUGGGCGUACCCUACGACUACGGCUCUAUGAUGCACUACAGUAAAAAUGCCUUCAGGAACGGCACUGAGCCCACCAUCGUCACCAAGAUCCCUGCUUUCAGUGAUGUCAUCGGCCAGCGCAUGGAGUUCAGUGACAGUGACCUGCUCAAGCUUCGCCGCCUCUAUAACUGCACUCAGGGCUCCACCUUCCUGGACUCAUGUGACUUUGAGCGUGAAAACAUCUGUGGAAUGACGCAGGGACAUGGGGAUGAGGCCGACUGGGUCAGGGUCGCCAAAGCUGCUGGAGGGCCUGACAUGGACUACUCCAACAUGGGCAAAUGCACUGGUUCGGGGUACUUCAUGCACUUCAGCACUGGUACAGCCAACAAUGGAGACACAGCUGUGCUGGAGAGCAGGAUACUAUAUCCAAAAAGAGGUUACCAGUGUCUCCAGUUCUUCUACUACAACAGUGCUGGUCCCAGCGACACGUUGACGAUCCAUGUGAGAGAGUAUGACCAAGCCAACCCCAAUGGAACCCUGCGCUUUGUAAAAACCAUCGAAGGAUCCCCUCAGGAGCUCUGGCAGCUGCAUCAUGUGAGUCUGGAAGUCAAAACAAAGUUCAGAGUGGUCUUCCAAGGGGCCAAGAAGGCCUCUGGGCCUGCAGAAGGGGGGCUGUCCCUGGAUGACAUCAACCUUUCUGAGACCACCUGCCCAGAGUUUAUAUGGCGAGUAAAAAACUUCAGUCACAUUCUGGAAACCGCCCCAACCAACCAAUCUAUCUUUAGCCCUCCAUUCACCUCCAAGGAGGGUUAUACCUUCCAAAUGAAGCUGUACCCUAACGGUAACAACCGCCCGGGGGAGUUGUCUGCUUAUGCUAAUCUGGUGGCGCGUGAAGGGGACCCCGAACGGACAUGGCCGUGUCCUUGGAAACAGAUGACCAUGAUGCUGAUGGACCAGCACCCACAUAUUCAGAAACGCAUGUCCAAUCAGCGCAGCGUUACUACCGACCCCACUAUGAAGGCACCAGACUCUGACCUUUUUUUAUGGGAUGAUCCUCGCAAGGUCGGUGUUGAAGUCACAGAUACGGAUGGAUCCAAGUAUUUCCGAGGGCCAGGCGCUGGCACGGUCGUAUAUCUCACCCAGCUCAGAGCCAAGAGCAGAGACUUUAUCAAAGGAGGAGAUGCUAUUUUUCUCCUUACCAUGGAAGAUGUAUCCCAUCUGACAGAGACCCAGCCUCUGCCGACCACAAACCCCCACCCUACCACUCCUUCCCCUGAAGACUGCAACAAUACGGCAUGUCAGAAUGGCGGGGUCUGUGUCGUGUACGAGGGCAAAGCUGCUUGCAGGUGCCGGGUGGGUGACGACUGGUGGUACUACGGCGACCGCUGUCAGUACAGAGGCUCCCAGGAGGAAACAACCACUCUCAUCCUCUCCUCCACUCUGCCUGUAGUGGCAGUGAUGCUCGUGGUUACCAUAGUAACCGCUGUAUGUUUGAAGAAGAAGUACAAGAAACGUGCUAUCGACGACGGCGUUGUCAUGGAAAACACUCACGUUCGUAACUGAAGCUGAACGCACACAGAACUGCGUUUGGGUGACAUUAGAGCGCCAUCUGCUGGCCGUUGACUGCAACAUCAAUGAGGAACAAUCUUGUUUAAAAAUAAAAUAUGUUGAAAUCGAGUUUUCUACAACUAUAAAAAUAAAAGCCAGUUUUGAAGAACAUCUGAAACGGACGUUAUGUUGAAACAAGUCUCGGACAACUUUGCUUAUAUUCACAAAUUUAAAAUUUAUUAUACCAAAGACAGGAACAUUUGCCUCGACUCUUUUUCCAUGUGAAUAUAUUCAUUUGUAUUACUGAACUUGACACAGUUAUGUCGGUGAUAGCAGUUCCUGUAGGAGGGAGGUGGGACUAAAACUACCUGUUAGUGUCCAAUUUACGUGUCUUUGUGUGCGUGUUAUGGCUGUGUGUUUAUGUGUUCAUGCACAGAUCUAUUAGUGUUCAAUAGAUAAGAGUGAUGACUACAGGACAUCACAAUUAAACAAAGUUGGGUAACCCAUAGCGACUUAGUGUGGUUAUAGUGUACGGAAUGUUGGUUUCUGUCCUGCAAUUACACAUUUACAUUUGUGUUUGUGUAUUUGUGGAUCUACACUGUAAUAGAAAAGGGAGGUGACGCCUCCAACAGCAAAUAACACAUUCUCCCCACAACUAAAACUUUCACCGACAUACAGGUAUGCAGUUCCUUUAAAAUCUUCAGUAUACAACAUUUCUCUUAUUUACAGUCAUUGGAAAAAAAAAAAAAGAAAACAAAAUCACCAUUUCUCUCAGAGAAGAUUAGUAAAAGUGACUGAGUCACUAUAAAGAGUAUGCAACUCCUAGGAGUUAGUAUUGCAAAUUUCUACAAAAAAAUUUCUGUGUCAUUUUAGAGGCAAAGAGCCAUGAUUUACUGAAGAAAUGCAGUAUUUAAGUGUCCUAUCUACAACAGUUAGGUGUGGUAUUAAUGGUGUACCAUUCAUCAUAGUUCACUGAUAAUAAAAAGAUUAUGUGUCUUUGUUUCCAAAA